Molecule: messenger RNA, 1320 nt
Organism: Panicum virgatum (switchgrass)
Lineage: Eukaryota; Viridiplantae; Streptophyta; Magnoliopsida; Poales; Poaceae
Exons: 1
Coding region: 1-1320 (439 amino acids)
Molecular function (GO): zinc ion binding; nucleic acid binding
Source: RefSeq, a predicted model, not a curated record
AUGGCGGGUUAUCUUGAGGCUCUUAACCCUCUUGCUUGGGAGGUCACCGACAAAGCCAUUGGUGUUAUGGAUGAGGACCACACAAAAUGGAAUGCUAGACCCAAAAAUGCUUUGUUUGAUGCUCUUAGUGAAGAAAUCUUUGCACGUGUGCAUAGCAAGAAAACCGCUCAUGAAGUGUGGGAAGAGCUUGAGACCAUUCAUGUUGGUUCUAAGAAGCUCCGUGAAGAGAAGUACCAAGUGCUUAAGGAGAAACUCAAUGAGUUCAAAAUGCAUCCUAGUGAACUAGUUGAACAAAUGUAUGCUAGGUUGAAUGUACUUGUUGAGGACAUUAACGCAUUUGAAAUUUCUUCUUUGUCUACUAGUGACAUCAUCCGGAAGAUUCUUCACUCAUUGCACAAGUCCAAGUACAACAUUGUGACAUCCUUGCUGUAUGAGAAAGAUCUUUCCACAUUGCAAGUGAGUGAAGUGGUUGGGAAAAUUCGGUCUCAUGAGAUGUUUCUCUUGGGCGAAAUUGAUCCUCUUCAAGCCAAAGGUGAUCUUGCUCUCAAAGCAAAAGCCGAACACAAGUCAAAUAAGAAGAGCAAGGGCAAGGCACCUAUGUCAAGUUCAAGUGAAGCUAGUGAUGACUCAAGUGAUGAGGAAGGUGAUGAAGACACCAAACUUACUCUCCUCAUGAGGAAGACCACAAAGCUUAGGUCAAGGUUGAACAAGAAGGGGUACAACUUCGACCCCAAGAAAAACAAGUUCCGUACAAGGAAGCCAAAAGAUACCCUCAAGAAGAUAUGCUAUGUUUGUGGCAAGUACGGUCAUCUCUCAUAUGAUUGCCCUCAAGAAUCCAACAAGAAGCAAGAUGAGGACAAUCAACCAAGGCACAAGAAAGAUCAUGAUCACAAGAAGGACCAUGACAAAAAAGAGUACAAGAAGAAGAGGUCCUUCAAGAAGAAAGAGAAAAUCAAGGCUUUCCUUGGGGAGUGGAUCACCGACGGCGAGACCUCAAGCAACGAUGAUGAUGAUGAUGAUGAUGACUCCAAGAAUAUCGUUGUGGGGAUCACCAUCCAUGAAGAUGAACCACCGCUACCUCCACUACCCAUAUGCCUCAUGGCUAGAGGUAACCCCAAGGUGAAUUCCGAUGACUCAUGCUCUAGUUAUGAUGAUAGUGAAAAUGAGAUAUCUCCUAGAGAUCAUAAGUUGCUCCUAGAUGAAUAUAAUGACAUGAUCAAGAAGCUUAAAUCUAAACUCAAGUGUUUAAAAAAUGUGCAUGUUGAGCUUAAGACUUCACAUGAUGAGUUAUUUGUUAGACACAAUGAGGUAGUACUGUAG